Oncorhynchus mykiss (rainbow trout) is the source of this 1485-nucleotide messenger RNA. RefSeq names its product hydroxyacid oxidase 1 (gene hao1). NCBI's taxonomy places the organism in Eukaryota, Metazoa, Chordata, Actinopteri, Salmoniformes, Salmonidae. Gene Ontology annotation, molecular function: oxidoreductase activity; FMN binding. The record is from RefSeq and is a predicted model, not a curated record.
AGAGGAGAAACUUGGGGGUGUCUGUGUGUGACAGCAGUCAGAGAGGACUAUGUGUGUGUGGAUCAGGUCGUGUUAGAGUUAGUCAGCCUGUAUGUGUUAUUGCGUGUGUGGAUCAAAGUGUGUUAAAGUGUGCAUUUGUCUGUUUGUGUGUGUGUGUGUAGUCAUGUCUGAGAAGUUAGUGUGUGUGGCUGACUAUGAGUCUAUGGCCAAGAGAGUUCUACCAAAAGCUGUGUUUGACUACUACUGCUCUGGAGCUGACCAGCAAGAGACCUUGGCAGAUAACACUGCUGCUUUCUCCAGGUGGCGUUUGUUCCCUAGGGUACUGAGGGAUGUGUCCCGCGUGGAUCUGAGUGUUAGUGUUUUAGGUCAGCGAAUCAGCAUGCCUGUGUGUGUCGGGGCAACCGCAAUGCAGAGGAUGGCCCACCCUGACGGAGAGACGGCCACCGCCAGAGCAACCAGAGCGGCAGGGACGGGGAUGAUGCUGAGUUCCUGGGCCACCUCUACCAUAGAGGAAGUGAGGUCAUCAGCUGGCGACGGCCUGCUCUGGAUGCAGCUGUACAUCUAUAAGGACCGCGACCUCACCCUGUCAUUGGUGCGCCGGGCUGAAGAGGCGGGGUAUAAGGCCAUCUUUGUUACCGUGGAUACGCCCUACCUCGGAAAGAGACGAGACGACGUGCGCAACCGCUUUAAACUUCCCCCUCACCUGAAGAUGACUAACUUUGGUUCGGCAGAGCUGGCGUUCUCCAGUGCUGAGGGUUACGGUGAGGACAGUGGGCUGGCUGUCUAUGUCGCUCAGGCUAUCGACCCUACUCUCUGCUGGGAACACAUUGCUUGGCUGAAGAAAAACACACACCUCCCUGUGGUCGUCAAAGGUGUCCUGAGAGCUGAAGAUGCACUAGAAGCAAUUAUCCACGGUGUAGAUGGGAUCCUGGUGUCUAACCACGGAGCAAGGCAGCUAGACGGGGUCCCAGCUACGCUGGAUGUGCUGUCUGAGGUGGUGUCAGCAGUAGCAGGGAGGUGUGAGGUGUACCUUGAUGGAGGGGUGAGGAGGGGGACAGACGUCCUGAAGGCCUUAGCUCUGGGGGCUACAGCUGUCUUCCUCGGACGGCCUGUACUCUGGGGGCUCGCCUGCCAGGGGGAGCAGGGUGUCAGUGAUGUUCUGGAGCUCAUGAGAGAUGAGCUACACCUGGCGAUGGCCCUGGCAGGAUGUUGUUCACUGGCAGAGGUUAACAGAUCCCUCGUCAGAAGACCUGAAUUCACCUCCAGAAUCUGAAGAAGCUGAUACACGCAAAUUGGGUUUGAAGGCACCAGCCAUGUAAAACCUGGUUAAAUUAAUUUAACCAAUUAGUAAAUUGUAGUAAUUAUCACUGCUUUGAUAGUUUCCAAAGCACUACGAAUUGGAUGUAAAAUACUCAUGACUGUCCGAAAUGACUAUCACCACCUGAUGUAAUUUGAAGCCUCAUUAAAUCAUGUUUCUUUCCAAUA